Messenger RNA from Fibroporia radiculosa, 2022 nucleotides. RefSeq lists its product as uncharacterized. NCBI's taxonomy places the organism in Eukaryota, Fungi, Basidiomycota, Agaricomycetes, Polyporales, Fibroporiaceae. The record is from RefSeq and is a predicted model, not a curated record. Gene Ontology annotation, cellular component: mitochondrial outer membrane. The coding region runs from base 1 to 2022 and encodes 673 amino acids. The transcript has 5 exons.
AUGUCAAACUUUGUCAUUCACGUAACUCGUGACUUGGCUUUGAAGAUUGCUCCGCCAAACACGCCUCCAAGUUCUCCAGGAUAUUCUCAAAGGACAGGUGCCGACUUGGAGUCAUUGCGGUCUCUUCUGCUAAGCAUAAGCCGCCCUGUGCCCUUCGAACAUACUGGCGAAUGUUUGAGGUCUGUCCAACGUCUUGAAUCGAAUAGAGAUUCGUUCACUGGACCUGAUGACGAAGAGACUACACUACGGAGAGCUAUUGUUGGACAUUUGACUGUAAAUAUCUACAGAGGUGCACUAGAUGCAUUUUUGAAGGAAGCAAGGCAAAUUGAAGACGAAAUAGAGUGGUGGAAUGAUGUCGAGUGCUCCAGUAGCAAUGUCAUCCACUAUUUCAUACAAACACUCCCAUUGCGCCUGGCGAGUUUAGGGGAUACUAUUCUGGCAAAGUUCCGGAGGCAUAACCUCCCUCUCCGCCCUUCCAUAUUCACUCCGUCUUCCCUGCGUCAAUUGUUUCCGUCCACGAGUGUCCUUCGCCCGAGUUCGCUUACGGUUGCUCUUUUCCCCUACCUGCGCUCUCAGCCAUAUAGUAUAGCUCUCUUGACAGGUCGAUUUCCAUCAGUCUCUGCGUUUGCUGAUUCGCCACGCCAGAGCGUCGUGUCCGCACUGCAUGCAGUUUACUUCACUUUUGUCAACCUUGCGCAUGGUCUUGUCAGGAUUGUGUCUUUGCCGCUGGAACUCACUAGAGGAGAAUGCAAUUACAAGCGAGAUCAACUGAAGAAAAUGCGCGAUGAGCGUGCGGAGACUCUUGGCCUAUUAGCUGAAAUGCGCGACUCGCUCGCUUCUACACUCGAAGACCUGUCAAACGAGGCGGGAAUGGAGAAGCUGAAGGUUUUUGCAUACUCGUUGUACCGUGUCAUUCAGGGAAAGCACCCUUUUCCCAUCGAUAACCUGGAGAAUUUGAGCACUGUCACAUUUUUGCAGUUCGUGGCGGAAGAACUACAUCCCUCAGAUAUAUCCAUGCGCACACCUGAAAUAGCGACGCGUAACCUCGCCCGUCCCUCCCGUUUUACCCUACUCUGGCCACGGCUCCUCUUGCUCCCGCCACUAAUGCUGUAUGCUCUGCGAUGUGUGUACGCAUCAAGGUGGUCGCUGCACGAAGUGGCCGUUGAGGCAUGGCAAACGGCACGAGGAUUUUGGGAAGGCUGGCUCCUAGAACCGCUCAGGGAAGUUGUGAAGACUGUUCGCACUGGGGGAGACGAUACGGUUAUCGUCAAUCAGCAGAGUUUACGGGCAGAUUUGGAUUCCCUCGAAAGGAUGGCCCUCGCACUUGCGCAGGAGAAGCUGAAUUACAAUGCGACCCAAAUAGAGGCACUAUCACGUCAAAUCCAGCUUGGUGAUCUGACACCAGUUAUGCAAAUAUAUGAGGAGGACAUCAAGAACCCGCUCAAAUCAGCUGUCGGCGGAACCUUAUUGAGAACAUUGUUUAUACAAGUACAAAAGGCUAAGGUGGACAUCGACCAAGCAUUAGCAGGCAUCGACAAAUUGCUCAAAUCCCAAGAGCUGACGUUUGCUUUUGUGGGUGUCGCCCCUGCCAUAGCCAUCGUGUACGUCCUCGGCGGCUACGUCAGGGCUAUUUGGGCAGGCGGAAGAGGAAGAGGAAGGUAUGGUGGCUCGCGUCGAAAAGCGAGCGUGUGGCUCAAGAUGCGACGCAUCGAACGGCUGUUGAUCGCGCAGCCCAAGUCAGAUCACGACCACCGACACCCAGGCGCCCCACUCGCACAGCCUGCGCCGUCAAUCCCGCCAUUAACCGCAGGUCUCCUGCUGCUAUCCGUGAGCCACCUGCGUACCUACGCCGAAAGGUAUCUACCGGCAAAUACACGUCUGAGGGAAGGAUUUUUGGAAGAUGUAGUGGAUCUCGAAGAUCCGGCCCUGGGACGGGCAGAGAAGCUGCGCGUGCUGGACCGGAUGUGGCGGUCCUGGGGCGAGGUGCUUGAGUGGAAUAAGGCGGCCAAUAUUGGCAGGUGA